UUAAUAAGACAUCUGUAGUUCCGAUAGAGGCUGGAAACAAACUGCACUAGUUGUGAGCAAAUGAUGUGCCUCCACCCUCAACAGGAAGUUGUGGUGCAGGUCAGUGAUUACGUGCAGCCUUUGCGCAAGACACAAGUGGCAGGUUUACUCAACAAGAUCAAGACACAAGCGGCAGGUAUACUCAACAAGAUCAAGACACAAGCGGCAGGUUUACUCAACAAGAUCAAAGAUACUGCACCUCUUACAAUGAGUCCUCUCUGGGUCUUGUCCAUGGUUUUUACCAUAACAGAUUCUGUGGAUGUCAUCAAAGCUGCCAGAGGAAGCUCAGUCCACCUGCCUUGUGAACCGACCUUUCAAGAAUAUGACUUUGUUCAUGUGAAAUGGAGAAAAAGUGGACUUGUAAAUCCCAUAUGUGAAUAUAGUCUAAAUUUGACAUAUGUGAACCCUAAACAUUGUCUACCAUCCUUUAAACCCUCAUUACAUGGUCUGAAUGUAGCACAUUUUAAAAACAGUCACUCUGGAUCCUACAGCUGCUUGACAACAAGAAUUAUACCACCACCUACGGAAGACAUUUAUAACACUACGAUGGAACUUCAUUCAAUGGAGGGGCCAAGCCUUGAGUUAGAACAGGUGAAUACCACCAAUGCUGACUGUGUUCAGCUGCUUUGUACACUGGAUGACAUCAAUCAAGAGCAAGUUGACUUCAUCUGGAACAUCAACGGUCAGAAUACAUCUGGACAGGUGCAGGUCAUCAACAGCUCUUUCAACGUAAGCAGCUCCCUACGUCUGUGUGGAUCUGAGUGGAGAGAUGGGGACACCAUCACCUGCUCCGUUUCACAUCUAUCAGGUCACAUUACAUCAAGCCGGAUAAUUCCUGCACAGAAAGGCAGCAACAACUGGUUGGUAAUAAUCUGCAUUUGUGCUGUUACUGGGGCAGUGUUGUUUAUCAUCAUUGCUCUCAUUAUUUACAAAUGUAAGAAGAGAACCAAGCCCAUAGAUGCCUCCCUGGUUUACACCAACAAAGUUUACGAGAACUUCAGUUUCGGCAGCAGGAUUCCCGUCAGACAGAGAACAGAAACACCGCGGGAGCAAUGUGUAUAUGAGAAUUAGAUCAGUCCCUGGACUACACCCAAUACCUGUCAGAUUCAACACAUAGAACUGACAAGGCUGUUGUUCGAGUCUAUUUAAAGCUUUUAACUUAUGAUACCGUAUCACUGUUGGUCUGUUCUCAUCACUCAUUUGCUUCAUGUAGUAUUUCAUAGUUUUCGCCACAGUAUUUGCCUUGAGGUCAGAUUGUUGUGGCUGAAAGGCUAUCGCUAAGGCUAAAGGCUAUUAGAGGAUUGCUAAUAUUCUAUUCAGUGACAAUCUUCAACACAGUCUCAUACAGCUUGGCUUUCUGAAGCUGAUUAUCAGAUACCUUGGAGGUCAUGUUUAGUACCCUUAGUGCAUUAUUAUAAAGUGAAAGCAAUAAAUAGUAGCAUUACAGAGUA
Messenger RNA from Clupea harengus (Atlantic herring), 1490 nucleotides. RefSeq lists its product as uncharacterized. The record is from RefSeq and is a predicted model, not a curated record. Lineage: Eukaryota; Metazoa; Chordata; Actinopteri; Clupeiformes; Clupeidae.